Messenger RNA from Macroventuria anomochaeta, 559 nucleotides. RefSeq lists its product as uncharacterized. Lineage: Eukaryota; Fungi; Ascomycota; Dothideomycetes; Pleosporales; Didymellaceae. The transcript has 2 exons. Bases 128 to 421 code for a protein of 97 amino acids. The record is from RefSeq and is a predicted model, not a curated record.
AUAUGAAGCCCAUCCUUGACAACAGCCGCAUCGUCGUCCACGAUAGGGCCCACGUCGGUCAGGCUCCAACAUCACUCAUCUUGCUGACUGUUACCACCAUGUCGCAAUCACCGUUGUCAAUUGGCAGAUGGUCAUGGCAAAACCGACUAGCUUGCCUAAGAUCAUCGCCCGCAUGAUCCUCAUCAUCUCACUCAUGGCGAAGUCGCCUUGCUGGCAGUGCCACAAGCUCUCAGUCACACUGGGCAGGGAUCGGAAGUUUGAGCAUGCUGUAGAGCUCAUGGUUACAACACGCAUCAUUGCCAAGCCUAUCAGAUUUGUUUCUAUAGGGCCUUGUGCUGAGUGUAGUAUACAGCUAGCACUAUUAUCUAACAAAUAUGUGAAAGGCUGGCGCCGAGCAUGUUUCUGGGUCCAAAAUGCCUAGCCUUACGGCACUCGUUUCGUUUUGGCACGUUCAUGGCGUUUCCUGGGAACAUAAAACAAAGGACAUCCCUCAGACGCAGCUUCCAUCGACUUCCUUCUUCUGCACGCAUCACCACGUUUUACUAUGAAGUACAUCCCU